AUGUCCGUUGAAUCAAUUUUAUUUAUUUUAAUUGUGUAUAUUAGUUUUAAUUUAAUUAAUUCCUACGAGGAUGAUUGGAGUUUGUUUGAAAAUAGCUUCAUACAUCAUAAUAGAGAAGAAAUUUUUAUAAGCAACGUCACCACUGAUGAGCAUUUUAAAUUGAAUUUUACUGUUGCAAAAUGGGCCACCCUAAAUGCUGGGCCCAUAUGCUAUACAGGGGGCAUUACAAAUAAUGGAAGCCUCAUAAUUUUAUUUUCUACAUUGUCCAGUAAUGGUACUGGAAUUGCAAUAACAGAAAAAAUAUAUGAUUUAGAAGAUCCUAUUACAAAUAUUGAAUUUAUUGAAGAAAGGAAAAAUGGAAAUCAAUCUUUCUAUAUUAUCGCAUAUAGUCCAAAAACCAAUAAUUUUAUAUGGUAUACAUUGAAAAAUUUUGUUAUGAAUAAAAUUUGGACUUGGCACAUGGAAGAACCAAUUUCAUAUUUUAGUAGUUUCAAAAUUAAUAAAGACCCCUUUCUUAUAGUUAGCACAUUGAGCCGGACAAAAAUUUAUAGAUUUAAGAUUGAUACGUUAGAAUAUUGGAUUCAUCAGUCAAUCCAGCUGGGUGAACCAACAAACUCCCUGUGUCUAACCCAAACUGAGGCAAACUUUUACUUAUCCAUUACCCAGCCUAGUGCAGGACUUCUUUUAAUCUACAAAUCAUCUAAUCAACAUUUUAAUUAUCAAGAAAGUUUAACCAGCAAUCAACUUAAUCAAGUAAUAUGUUUCGAAAAUGGUUUCAAAUCGUUUGUAGCUUUCAACGGACAUGAUGCGGGCAUUUAUGAAUUUACCAAAGAAGGCUUAGAAAGUCGUGAAAUUGUUAAUUCCAACUUGGAAGGGAUUCAGUUUUGGUUGAGCGUUCCUAUUGAUAUUUAUAGGGACGAGAGUUUGUUGUUUUGCCAAAGGAAAUUGGAUCAUGAUAAGCACGAAGAUAUUCCAUGCUCCUUACACGGAGACCUCCACAAUAACUUGAAAUGCCUAACAGAAUUUGAUUCUCAUAAAGGGAUGUUAAGUAGUUCCUAUAUACGAGUAGCCAACCAUCUUGCACUAAUAGUAUCAAGCUCCAAGAAUUCCUCUAUUUUAUUCAAUUUGAAAGUUGGUUUGAAGAAAAUCGAUCAUCCUGCUAAAAAGGAGCUAGAGUUAUUCCAGGACCUCAAAAAGGAACUGGAGAUUAUUAUAGCCGAGCAAAAAAUUAUUACUAAAAAAUUAAAGAAACAAGAAAGUAGAGAUGCACCAUUAUUACAAGCUAAACUUGAUUGGAAAAAUGAAGCUGCAAAUGUAUUAAAUGAACUAGAUGAUGUAAAUAGAGAGUUUGAAAAUUAUGAAACUUUGAAGUUGAAAGGCAAAUACGAUACCGUGAUUUUUAAUGGCCCUGUGGUUGUUAAAAGUGCACUUAUUACUACUAACUUUAUCACAGAAGAUCCAGAUAUCGUGAAACUUUUAAAUAAUCUAGUCAGGAAAGAUCAUCUAGAACCCAUACAAGGCCUCAAAACUUUCACCAACUUAUCUGUGCAUGAAAUGUCUUUUGAAAAUCUUAAUAAUAUAAGUAAAAAUGAAUUUUUACUUUUAAAUGAUGAAAUUAAUGGAAAUAUUGUCUUUGAAAAUGAAGUAGCUGUAGGAAGUAUUGAAUUACUUGAUGGAGUUGUAAAUGAUGUUGAAAUUGAUAAAUGGGUCAACGUUGACAAACCAAUAACAGAUCCCAUAACUUUCGAACAAGUAAAGGUAAGAAAUAAGUUUGAGACACAAUUACUGAACGAUAAACAUAUUUCACAAUCUACUGGAAAACUGUUUAUUCCUGGCAAUGUAACUGUUGAAAAUCUAAAUGGACGCAACUUUGAAGAUUUCCUUCGGAAAUUAUGCAUUGACAAUGCCACAUGCCAUUUAACAAGUCUUAAAUUGAAUGGAGGUAUACAUGUUAAAGGAAAUGCUAACAUAAAAAGGCUGAAUACCUUACAAUUCCCAGAGGAUUAUAUUGAUUUAGAGCCUAAAAAGAAGCUAACUAUUUCAGGCAAAAAGGAAUUUACUAAUAUAACCAGAGGAUACAAGGCUACUGAAAUCAAAGUAUCACUGGAACAGUAA
Messenger RNA from Ceutorhynchus assimilis (cabbage seed weevil), 2115 nucleotides. The record is from the annotation of a GenBank genome assembly. NCBI's taxonomy places the organism in Eukaryota, Metazoa, Arthropoda, Insecta, Coleoptera, Curculionidae.